CAUAAGCUCUUCAUAAAAGCUAUUCUGAAAUCGUUUGAAGCUACAUACUCCGUGAACGAACUUUCAGCAUGUACAAGAAAAGCCCAGUUUCUUGUGAAUAUCGACGGCUCCUUCACCACCACCACUUGUACGGCGAAUGGUGCUGAUCCGAGGGACCGCUGCAAUGGUUGCUGCCAAUCUCGAGCUCUCGCUGCUGGACUCACAACUAUUGCUGCUACCGGAUUUCCGUCGACAAAUGGUGUUGAUUGCAUCUGCUGCACAAACAAUCCGUGCCGCUAA
Molecule: messenger RNA, 279 nt
Organism: Haemonchus placei
Lineage: Eukaryota; Metazoa; Nematoda; Chromadorea; Rhabditida; Trichostrongylidae
Source: the annotation of a GenBank genome assembly